This is a messenger RNA of Symbiodinium pilosum, 973 nucleotides long. The record is from the annotation of a GenBank genome assembly. Lineage: Eukaryota; Dinophyceae; Suessiales; Symbiodiniaceae.
AUGAUGAAGCCUGUUCUCGUAAAGCUCAUCAGGUGCUCUGAAGAAGUGAGUUUUUGUGGAGCCGUGCGCGCAGCAUCUAAGUCUACAAACACAGCCUUGGCUGCUGGACUGGUCCUCGAGCGGCUGCCAGAUCAAGGUACUUCCUUCGUUGCAGCUGGUAGGCCAGCUGUGUCGAAAGCUUUCAAGGUGCUUGUGACAGCGAACGAGUAUUGGAAGAGGCAUGGCGACGACGAUUUCUUGGCAGUCUCAGUGGGCCUCUCUGCACGAAACGAAGGCCAGCGCUGGCCGACGCACCGGCCACCCAUCCUAGAAAGUGUGAAAGUCUUAUCGUCCGACUUUCCAAAAACUGAUAUUUGGGACGUUCCAUACCGGGCGCGUUUGCCUCUCUUCCGAUCUCGUUGCUCAAUCUUGGGCUUACUUUCUGUGGAGGUGCUGAGGAUGGUGGCUGCAAGGAUUUUUCCUAGUCCCGGCGGCCUGGAGUUGACCGCCCAAAUACUCACUUCAGCUGCUAACUCAAUGGCAUGCGUUGGUUCGCUUCCUGUAUUCGCCUCACAGAGCCUGGGUGUUUGUGUGAAUCGGCGCUGCUUGGGCUCGCUCCUGACGCUAAUACUGACUUCUUCCACCUGCACUUGGGGUGCCAUUAUCAUUGACAUUUUUCCCGGUGGCGGAUGGAAGCGUCUUUCAGGGCACCCACUGCUGGACGAAGGUGCACCAAGCCUCCUGGGCUUUCUUGGAGUAUGGGAGUGCCUACUGUUGGCCUCAGUUUCGUUGCAGACAGCUUUGUGCUUGUCUGCAUGGACCUUCUAUCGGCUGUAUCGUGAGCUCGGCCUAUAUCCCCCUGAACCUCGCAAAGGUCGAAUUCAUGCCGAGGUGUCUGCACUAGAGUUCGUUUGUGAAGCAGAGGAUGUAGCAUUGCUGAGCGAUCAGUGCAAUGGCAAUUGUCAGCGGGAGCCGCUUGUUUGGGGUCGAACCU